AUGGCUCUCACCACUCAGGACAGCUCAGAGGCCGCCAUCAACAACAACAGCACCGUGGUGAUCAGCAUGAAGACAAUGCAAGAGUGUAAGGCUGUCGAGGAGGACGUGGUACAUGGCACCGAGAAUAUGAAUGUUGUUGACGAUGAUGACUUCAGUGACGCCGAGGACGAAGAGGAAGACAACUGUUGUUCCAGGAAGACCUCAUCUCUGCGGACCUGCCUCCGGUCCUCAGUGCCAGCAUGUAUUCAGGGACGAUGUGGAACUAUCAUCAAGUGCUCACUGCUGGUUCUGUAUCUCAUAUAUUUUGUCUUUUCCAUGGUGUUGACGUUUGGCGAUGAAGGCUCUAUCAGGCUCCUGGCCUUCACUGUGUUUGGAGGUGUGUUACUCAUCACUAAAGUUGUGAGAAAAACAUCAUCCCAAGAUACAACUGGACUGAGAGAAAGCUUACAUUCCAUGAUAAGAAAGCUGUUGUAUGUAUCUACCAGCGCGUCGAUCGUUGUGUUCCUCGUGCUGGAGGUGGGCAUGAAAGAACCCCGGAACCUCGUCUCUGUAGGGGGACUGGCUUUCUUCAUAGUGGUCGCAUUCCUGCUCUCCAAUCGGCCUGCUAAGGUCAACCCAAGUUCUUGGUGUCUCAGCUGUGUUUGUGUUGCAGGUCAACCCAAGUUCUUCGUCAACUGGCACACGGUGUUCUGGUCGGUUGCCCUUCAGUUUAUGUUGGCCCUGUUCAUCCUGCGUACAGAGGUUGGCUCUGGUUCUGUUAGUUGGAUGGCAGAGCGAGUCAACAAUGUGCUGAAGAAUUCAAGGAAAGGUUCAGAGUUCAUGUUCGGGAAGAGCUACAGAGACCAUAAUCUGAUAUUUGGCUCAUUCCCGUGCAUUUUCUUCAUCAACGCAUUGGUGGCCGUAAUGUACUACAUUGGAGCGAUGCAGUGGUUUGUCAAAGUCAUUGGUCGUUUCCUGAGAUGGUCACUGGACAUCACUGACCGGGAGUCCAUCUGCGUGGCCACUAACAUACUCAUCGAUUACCCGUCCACUGGUCUGGCAAUGAAGCCGUACAUGGAGCUGAUGUCGAGGUCGGAGAUCUUCACAGUGCUGGUAGCCGGGCAGGCCUCAGUGUCGGGAACGUUCAUCGGGGUUGUCUCAUCUUUCGGGGUAGAGUACUACACUUACAGUCUGUCACUACGGCUGCGUGUGCGAGCGUGCAUGCAUGUGUGCGAGAAGUCAAAGGUGGACUUCAUUAUAUCUGUGUCGUACCUGAUCCCGGCGUGUGUGAUGUCGGCACCCGCCUCCAUCGCCAUCUCCAAGUUGCUGUACCCAGAGUCGCGACCCAUUAACCACAAAAACACAUGCGACCUGGGAAGUAAAAAAUACACAAGCAUCUUCGAGGCGGCAUCCAUCGGGGCAACGUCCUCUAUUCACGUAUUUGGCAGCAUCGUCAUCAACCUGUACGUCUUCUAUGGCCUUCUCUCCCUCAUCAACUCGACACUCGGCUGGUUCGGCGACAGGGUGAACGUCAACGAUCUCACAUUUGAGUUUAUAUGUUCUUACAUAUUCUGGCCGCUGGCCGUCAUCAUGGGUGCUGACAUUCAGGACUGUGGCAAUAUUGGCAAGUUGGUUGGGUACAAGCUCAUGGGAUCUGCUUCACUGGCCUACUACCAGCUCGCCACAAUGUCGGGCAACAGACAGGUGUUUCAGGACUACAUGGAAAGUACAAAUGGAACAGGCACAUAUCGACACAUACAAGACGACCUAUACUUAGAUGGCUGGAACAAAACCCUGCAGUAUGGUUACAUCACAGAGAAAUCCGAGGCUAUAUCAACAUACGCCUUGUGCGGCUUGUCCAACUUUGUAUCAAUCGGGAUAUGCCUGGCUGUUUUCUACACCAUUGUGCCAAGGAAACAGAAAUUCGUUACCAAGAAAAUAGUGUUGUCGAUGUUUUCAGCAAACCUAGCUUGCUUCAUGACGGCAUGUUUCGCAGCUCUGUUCAAGACCAUGUUCUGUCUCUUGUACUCGGUGUAG
Messenger RNA from Haliotis rubra (blacklip abalone), 2016 nucleotides. RefSeq names its product solute carrier family 28 member 3-like. Gene Ontology annotation, molecular function: nucleoside:sodium symporter activity. Gene Ontology annotation, cellular component: membrane. The transcript is spliced from 13 exons. The record is from RefSeq and is a predicted model, not a curated record. The coding region runs from base 1 to 2016 and encodes 671 amino acids. Gene Ontology annotation, biological process: nucleoside transmembrane transport. Lineage: Eukaryota; Metazoa; Mollusca; Gastropoda; Lepetellida; Haliotidae.